Molecule: messenger RNA, 1507 nt
Organism: Trichoderma harzianum CBS 226.95
Lineage: Eukaryota; Fungi; Ascomycota; Sordariomycetes; Hypocreales; Hypocreaceae
Exons: 4
Coding region: 65-1267 (400 amino acids)
Source: RefSeq, a predicted model, not a curated record
UAAACAUAGAACACCGUUUAGAUUCAUUAAUUAUUGGCACAUCGUUUAAACGUUGAUCACAAGGAUGCCUGGCCUCUUUUGCUGCUCAUCGAUACAGCCGUAUCGCCCCAAACGGCUUGACCAUGAACAGAAAUUCGACAAGUUCAUGCAAUGGGCAAAGUCCACCACUGCAGAGCCCAACGAUGACCCUUCGUUUAUAGUCGAUGCAGAUUAUGUGGUCCAGCUUGUCAGGCAAGUCAAUUACGGGCCGCAAGAGUCAGUCAGAUAUUUUAUUACAGUCAACGAUGGCAUCGAAUUCGCAGAAGUCAGAGAGAAUGACCUUAUCGCAGCAAAUUUCGAAAAAUUGAACUCAUACAAGAACUUCAAGUGCAUCGCGCAUGAUAAGUUUUUCGAGGUGAACUUGUAUCAACAGAAUCCUACCAAUAGGCAUCACUGGCGGGCCAAUAUCGCUCGACCCGCUACAGAUAUCGAUCUGGUAUAUCGACAGAAGAAGGAAAAGUCGACGCGGGCCAUCAAAGCCGAAGAUAUGAAGCAAGAAGAUUACGGUGGUGAACCAGAACAUGGUGGUUCUUCGAGCUCUACUCUACCUGAUCCAACCUUGCAGGUCAACAAGGUAGUGUCCGAGUUGGAUAUCCCAGCUUUGAAGUCGGUUCUUCAGUUUUUACUUCCCACAGUCAAGACAAACCUUGGGUCAAACCCGCUUCUGUCUCUGCUCUCUCUUGAUUGGGUCAACACAGAACUCAGCCUUGGCCUCGAGAUCGAGGAGCUUUGGAUCUCCGAGUUAAAAGGUGAUAAUACUGCUGCGUUUAUAUGCAGUUAUAUCAAAUCAUCUACCGGCAACUUGGCUACGUACGAAGUCGCCAAAAUCGAAACCGCAGUGAGCCUCGCGAUUCGCCGCGUAAAUUUCCCUAAAGACGAGAUCCAAGGGCGGAACAAACUCCAAGGCAUUGUUGAGAAUGUCCUCAAUCUUUGUAGUGCUUCAGAUUGGGUAUCCAAAUGCCGGGAGGGAAUUCUCCGUAUGUUUACUGCGGCACCUGACGAGCGCCUUCUUGAGCUCGUUCGACGCAAAGAAGCCGAAUACGAAGACACUUGCAUAAAGAUGGCAUCAGGGGCAGAUUGUGAAGUAGGCGAUAAUGAUGUCUACAACCAGUACGACUACGGCGACGAUUACGACUACAACCCCUACGAGGCGUCCUCCCCUGACUUUGAUCAAGAUCUCACAGCAUGUGACAAAGAGUGCGGCUACUGUGGAAGGUGUCCUUAUUAAUUGCUGUGGAAAAUGGAUGGCUUGCCCAUCAUUGGAUUUCAAGGGGGCGGCACUUGAACUUGAAUGGAAUGGUUAUAUCGUCAAAUGCACAGUUUGUGGUAGCAAUUUUAGCAACCAUUUGGUAAAGGUAUGUAGUCAGAGCCAAGUAUGUGUGGGUGUAGAGAUUGGUACCAUCAAUUUUCUGUCGAGCCUACAAUACUUCAAUCACCUAUCUCAUUUUGCAAUACGAUAAUUUCUGCU